UUGCAAAUCUUCUGCCUGCCAAUCCUUCCCUUCCUCCCACAUGGUCUGUUCGUCCUGUGCGCACCAAUCGCACUUCAGCCCUGCAUGAUCUGAUGCAUGGGUCUUGCCUGAUCUUACUCCUUCCGAGUCGUUCGUCACUUCGACCACCACCACCAUCCUCCGCACUCGUUCUUUUCUAUACACCUCAAUCUCACUCUUCUCCGAUCUCUGUUGUAUGCAUGAAUUGCUGCUGUACCUAAAGUAGUGUCUCCGGAGCUUUUCGUCUCCAGCCUCUCACUCCGCUACGCUCUUUGUCACUCUUUGCUGCUUCUUUUUUUUUCUCCCUCCGUCCUCACUCGUUCAUUUACCUAUGCGCCCUCAUUACUUCCGACUUUGUCUUUCUCCAGUUUCCCUCUGAUUCCGAUCCCAAUCGCUCUUCGGAUCAUGGCAAUUGCUAUUUGUUAAGAGUUGCGUUAUAAUUCUCCUAGAUACGACAAGAUACCCUAUUUCGCUAUGAAGUCCCUUCGCUAUAUUCUCCUAAUAUUCACCUUCAUCGUCCUUCUCACUCCUACAUUUGCCUUGCGACCCCAUUACAACGUGCGACAAGACGAAAACACCAACGACGAACAUUCACAAACCGAAAUUAUAUCCAGCAGUGCUCCUGAAUCCACCAGAGACCCCAGUCCACCAUCGUCAGCUCACGAUCAACCCGCUACUGCGACCAUACAGCCACCCGCAACAAGCACCAAUGCUGACUCCAACGCUCCAACCGCGAUCGGUCAGAACCCUGAUCCCACGGCGACUUCCGAAAUAUACGACAAUGCUUCCGGGGAACUGCCCAUCACACCUCGACUCUCUCCAGCUGUCGGUGUUGGUGGAGCCAUCCUGCUGUUGACUGGUGGAGCUUAUGGGUUUAUUGGUGUUCGACAUGAGAUGGUACAAAUCUUCUUCUCCACUGCAUAUCUCGCAAGUCUGUCUGUCACGGUCCUGAUCGAGUAUGUUGUGAAGGAAGAUGUCAGUGAUGGUGUCCAGGGUGGUUAUUUGGUGGCCAUUACGAGCGCUGGAUUGAUCUUUGGCUGUCUGACCUUCAUCUUUAAAGACAUGGUGGAAGGCUUGUGCUGCUUACUUGGCGGCUUUUGCCUUGGCAUGUGGUUCCUCACUCUGAAGUCCGGAGGCCUUGUUCAGUCAACAGGAGGUCGAGUUGGUCUGAUUUGCGCCUUCACCGCAGUCGCAUUCUCGCUCUCCUUCAGCCAUUAUACUCGUCUCUACGCCUCCAUCGGCUGCAUAGCGUUCUCUGGAGCUACCAUCAUUGUUCUUGGAAUCGAUUGUUUCAGUCGAGCAGGAUAUAAAGAAUUCUGGAUCUACCUGUGGAAUUUGAACAACAGGGCCAUCUUCCCACUAGAGACUCAGACAUAUCCGGUGACUCGUGGCAUGACUGUGGAAAUCGCCGCGAUCAUCAUUCUGACCCUUUUUGCCGUCAUCUCGCAGUUGAAGCUGUGGAAGAUUGUGCGGGAGCGCAAGGACAAGAAGACUGCAGCUCAGGUCGAACGUCAGAAGCACCUAGAUGCCUUAGACUCGGAAGCUAACCUUCGAUAUCAAAAUCAAGUCGCGAGAGAACAAGAGGAGUGGGAAGCCACACACGGCGACAAAGAACAUGGCAAAGCUGUCGCAGAGUCAAAGUCAUCGAUCAGCGAUGUGCCUAAGCUGUCGAUGAGCUGUGCGAGUCAGGAAACGUCUCGUCGUUCCUCACAAGCGACACCCCAGGAGUCCGUUGAGAUGCUCAACAUUGAUAAGAUGAACGAUACGCGUUCUCCUUACUACGUUGCACCAGACACUGGUACAGUGACAGUCGCAAUUGCCGAGGAGGACGAGAUUCAUGAUAUUGAUCCCCAGGACAAGAGCUUUACGACACGACGAGACUCGGAAUUACCUGGGUACUGCUCUUCUUUGAACGAUGGAACCGACCGCAGGCAACAAGUGAAAUCACCGGACUCUUUUGUGAGUGAGGUUGCUAAGUUGACCGGUAGCAGGAGGACAUCUUUGCGAGCUUCUUCGUCGCUGCGCGUGUCCGUCCCUGCUCCAGCUGUCAUGCCACUACCAAUACCGAUUUUCACCUCGAACCGACACACCAACUCGAAUAGGGGUGAUGAUGAUGACGAUACAGCGAGCAAACGUGGUUCUAAACGAUUCUCCGCUACCUCUAGUCUCAAGAGACUAUCUCAGAUCAGCAAUCGCAGAUCUCAAGAUGUGUCCUCAUCACAGGAAGACCUCAUCAUCCCGCAUAUCGAAGAGGAUAGGAGGUCGUCGAUUGCAGCAACGCUAGACGGUCUGGACAUGGACGACUUUUCACUACCGCCAACCGCGCCUCCUUCUCGCCCAAACUCGUGGCUGAAUAUCCGAGACGAAUUACCAAAGAUCGAUGUCUACGAACCGGAUGGAAAUCUCAGCCCGACUUCAGAAGGCCGUCCGAGAAGCUUCAUGGACGUUGCGUCAGAAGUCGGCACAAUUGAGUCGUCGAAGAAUGCUUCAUGCAUUUCCAUCGGCCAGCAUGGUCUUCGUGGCUCAUUAACUCCUAGUACCAAUCCUAAACAUGUAAUGCAUGGUGCGACUCGAGAAAGACGCCAGCUGGAAAGAGCAAUACCAGAAGACAGUAAGUCCAAUCUUGACGACUCAGCUCUGGGGAGCCCGAGUACGGAGAGGGUGUCUCGCGUUACCAGUAUCACGGACCAACUACCCGACAAGCUAUCAAAGACAGCCUUGAUUUAUCGUACCAACGAAUGGAUCAAACAUGCUGCAGACGCUGAUCAGGAUGGUCUCGGCUCAGAUAAUCUUGAGCUUCAAGAGCCAGAGUCUCCAGGAACCCGGGUUGAGACCGGCUUCUCAUUCGAAGCUGCUGCACCCGUGAAUAUUGAGGAUCUCCAAAAGACGAUGGCAGAAACUAUCCCCGCUCAACCAGAGCCUGCGGCCCCAGUGUCGAGAAGACAAUCCAGAGAUAUACCCACUCCUAGUAUGAAUGGCCGGGCCAGCGCACUGGAGAGACUGGAGCGUCCUGCCUCAAGGAUUGCUCAGUCACCACCUAGUUUUCCUGCGGAAGAGACAACGCAAAGUAGUACCACGAUCCCCCAACCAAACCUGAUCAGACACGCGUCAGCUCCAAAAUUGGGGGGUCGAGGGAUGGGGUUCCGUACCUCGUCAACUCCAAUUAUUGACCAGAUCGUACAAGAAUCUCCUCUCGAGGAUCCAGAAGCCAGGAGCAGGGAUGUUGCGACGCCUCUACCGACUAAUACGCUCAUCAACCGACGUGAAAGCAUGAUGCGCAGUCGCAUCACGUCCACGAACUUUAACAGUACAUCACUUCCAAAUCUUCUUACUGCCAGCGCCAUACAACCUUCUGAUUCAGCGUCUAUCCGAAACAUGGCGACGCCGAGUCCACUGGGUACAGACGAAGAUGACAUCCCGCUCGCUGAGCGCAAGCAAAUGUUGCAGCAGCGUCGCUUCUCUGGUCCGCAGAGGAAUACCUUGAAUCCUACGCAAUCUACUAUGCAACUCAUUCCGCCGCCUGUUACACAGGUCCAUGCCAUCUACGACUCACACCAGCCAAAACGGACAUCCGGAGUUGACGCUGCAGAGCAAGCAAAUCGAAUGGCUCGCUGGCGCAUGUCGCAACGCGAACUCCUUGCUCCGUCGCGGCAGUCAGGAUUCGUGGAUGAGAACCGAAGACAGCAGAUGUUGGAGCAUCAACGGCAGUCGCAAAUGGCAAAACAGCAAGAAGAAGUAGCGGCUGUUAGUCGCGACAUGUUCUUUGAUGAUAUAAUGCGCAGAGGAGAUAUGCAAGACUUGCACCGAGAAGCAAUGCGAAAGAUGCAGGCGAAGGCCAAGGGCGCGCAUUGAAGGGUGUGAUGGUAUCGCAGUGUUACAAGAGGGCGCUGCCGCAAAUGCAAUGUCACGAAGGGAGGGAGGUAUUGUAGGAUUUUGGGCGCAGUGUUUCAUACCGCGCAGGGAUCGGUAUUUACGAGGACGGACUGGGAUAGAAAGACCGAAAGAGCUGGGAUACAAACGGGGCAACUCGGAUCGAGUUGAUCAUGAUUUUGAGAGUAUCUGCAGAGAGGAUGGAAAAUAUGAUAUCCAGGGUUUCACGGCCGGGUGGUAAGAUUCGUCAACGGCCUUUCAUAUAUAUGGGCAACUCGCAACGGGGUUGCACAAGAAAAAUAACAUCUGGCUAGACCAGACCUUACUUUUAAGCUACACACACAACAAACUAUACCUCGAUAUCUGUAUGUAGUGGCCAUUAAUUUAGUAAUGAUUAAUCAUCUCUUC
Molecule: messenger RNA, 4296 nt
Organism: Pseudovirgaria hyperparasitica
Lineage: Eukaryota; Fungi; Ascomycota; Dothideomycetes; Acrospermales; Acrospermaceae
Exons: 5
Coding region: 493-3870 (1125 amino acids)
Source: RefSeq, a predicted model, not a curated record